GCCAUCAUCCCGGCGUGCACCGCGGCGGCGGCGGGCCGGCCGCCAUGUUGCGAUAGUCUGUUGUUUUCUUCCUGCGGAGCUGCGGGGCCGGAGAGGCGGAGACCACCGGCCGCCUCCCGCUGCGCCCGGUCGCGGCCCGCCGCCCCCCGUGCCCCGCCGCGCGUCUCUGGGCCCCGGCCGGCCGGCGGCCCCCCGGCUGGCUUGGCGGGGCGACCCUGAAGGCCCGCGAGCACCAUGGCGGCCGCCCUGGGAGCGGGCGGAGGAGCCGGCACCGGAGAUGAUGACUUUGACCAGUUUGAUAAGCCUGGCGCAGAGCGAUCUUGGAGAAGAAGAGCCGCCGACGAGGACUGGGACAGCGAACUUGAAGAUGACUUACUUGGAGAAGAUUUGUUGUCUGGCAAAAAGAACCAGUCAGAUUUGUCAGACGAAGAGCUGAAUGAUGACCUCUUACAGAGCGAUAAUGACGAUGAAGAAAAUUUCAGUUCUCAGGGUGUCACAAUUAGUUUAAAUACCACGUCUGGCAUGGUCACAUCAUUUGAACUGUCUGACAACACCAACGACCAGUCUGGAGAACAGGAGUCCGAGUAUGAACAAGGAGAGGAUGAACUUGUCUAUCACAAAUCCGACGGCUCCGAGCUGUAUGCUCACGACUACGCAGAAGAAGGGCAGUACGAAGGCCAGGACGCCGAGCUGCCGGACGACCACAUGCAGUAUGUGGAGGAGCACGAGGAGGCGCAGCUGUACAGCGACGAAGUGUUGGACAUCGAGAUCAAUGAGCCUUUAGAUGAGUUCACAGGAGGUAUGGAAACUUUGGAACUGCAGAAGGACAUAAAAGAAGAAUCAGAUGAAGAAGAUGAUGAUGAUGAAGAAUCUGGACGGUUACGUUUCAAAACUGAAAGGAAAGAAGGAACAAUUAUUCGGCUCUCCGAUGUAACUAGAGAGAGAAGGAACAUUCCAGAAACUUUGGAGCUUUCAGCAGAAGCCAAAGCUGCGUUGCUGGAAUUUGAAGAAAGAGAGCGACAGCACAAGCAGGGGCGCUACGGCUCCAGGCGGGGCGGAAGGAGAGGAGGCUCUGUGGUGUGUCGUGCAAUGGGAGACCAGAGGAGAGACAGCAGCGAGCGGGCGAGAAUAAAAGAUCACAGGCCGGCCCUGCUUCCGACGCAGCCUCCUGGCAUGACGCACUCUCCAAGAUUAAUCCCUCCUCCGCAGCCUCAGCCGCCGCCGCCGCCGCCGCCACCGCCGCCGCCGCCGCAGCCCAUCCGAAGUCUGUUCCAGCAGCAGCAGCUGCAGCCUCUGCUCCCCCUGCAGCACCCGCACCACGCCUCGCCCCCCCAGGGCGUGCACAUGCCGCCCCAGAUAGAGGCCCCGAGGGUGAUGAUGACCCCGCCCCCCGUGACCCCCCAGCAGCCCAAGAACAUACACAUAAACCCCCACUUCAAAGGGGCGGUGGUGACGCCCGUCCAAGUGCCCUUGCUGCCAGUCCCGAGCCAGCCGAGACCCGCUGUGGGGCCGCAGAGAUUCCCAGGGCCUCCAGAGUUCCCGCAGCACACACCUGGGCCCGUUCCCAGCAAUUUCAGCCAGCCUCCCCGACUUCCUCUCCAGGACCAGUGGAGGGCCCCGCCCCCGCCGCAGGAGCGAGACCCUUUCUUCUUAGGAGUUUCAGGUGAACCAAGGUUCCCGAGUCAUCUCUUUCUGGAACAGCGAAGCCCCCCGCCGCCACCGCCGCCCCCCACACUUCUUAGCAGCACUCACCCAGUGCCCACCCCUAGCCCCUUACCAUUCACUCAGCCUGGACCAGCGUUUAGUCAGCAGGGACAGCAGCCCGUGUUCCCCAGAGAGAGGCCGGUCCGGCCAGCCCUCCAGCCGCCAGGUCCCGUGGGGAUCCUUCACUUCAGCCAGCCGGGCUCAGCGGCCACGCGGCCCUUCAUCCCUCCCCGGCAGCCCUUCCUGCCCGGCCCGGGACAGCCGUUCCUGCCCACCCACGCACAGCCUAACCUGCAGGGGCCCCUGCACCCCCCACUGCCCCCGCCGCACCAGCCGCAGCCCCAGCCCCCGCAGCAGCCCCCGCUCCAGCCGCAGCACCAGCCGCCGCUCCAGCCGCCCCCGCAGCACCAGCCGCCCCCGCAGCCGCCGCACCAGCCCCCGCACCAGCACCAGCACCACCUCUCCGUCCCGCCGCCGCCGCUCAUGCCUAUGGCGCAGCCCCAGUUCAGGCCUCACGUCCAGACGGCGCAGCCUCCGCCCAGCAGCGGCCGGAUGCAGUGCCCCCAGCGCCAGGGCCUGCGGCAUAACACAACUUCUCAGAAUGUGUCCAAACGGCCCCUGCAGCAGCUGCAGCCGGCUGCCCCGAGGAACAGUAAUCUGCGGGAGCUGCCCAUCGCGCCGGCGCACGUCAUGGAGAUGAGCGGCAGCCGCUGCUCCUCCACGCCCGCGGCUCCCGGGAAGCCUGUCGCCAGCACGUCACCACCCACGAGGCCGGGGGGUGGGCCCAGGAGUGCACAGGGCAAGACCGAAGCCAAAGUCAAGCCAGUCAGCCCUGCGGUUCAGCCCAAAGAGGAGGCAAAAGCAGAACCAGAGUUCCCUGACGAAGACGAAGAAACGAGGCUGUAUCGCUUGAAGAUAGAAGAACAGAAGCGCCUGCGAGAAGAGAUCCUCAAGCAGAAGGAGCUGCGUCGGCAGCAGCAGGCGGGCGCGAGGAAGAAGGAGCUGCUCGAGAGGCUGGCCCAGCAGCAGCUCCACCUGCCCCCGCCGGCCGCGGCCGAGCAGGAGCAGCCCGCCGCCGCCCCGUCGCCCACCAACGGGAGCCCACUGUUACCCUUCCCAGGUGCACAGGUCAGACAAAAUGUGAAAAACAGACUUCUCGUGAAAAACCAGGAUGUCACUGUUUCACAUGUUCAGCCCAAAACAUCCAGUUGUGUGCCAUCCGGUGCUAACACGCAGUAUCAAGGACAACUGAUGAGACCGUUGAAACACUUGAGACAGGCCAGAACCGUACCUCAGAGUCCAGCUCAGCACAGAGUCCUGCAGGUCAAACCUGCGGACGGGGAGGGGCCGCCACCCCCCUCACAGACCGCUCGAGUGGCGUCCCUGCAGGGCCGGCCCCCGGACGCCAAGCCCGGCGCGAAAAGGACUGUCAUGCACCGGGCAAACAGCGGCGGCGGAGAUGGGCCGCACGUCAGCUCCAAGGUCAGGGUGAUUAAGUUGUCAGGCGGGCAGGGAGGAGAGAGCGACGGCUUUUUUCACCCUGAGGGCCAGCCCCAGCGGCUCCCACAGCCCCCAGAAGUGAGACAGCAGCCCGCCCGCAAGGUGACGCUGACCAAGGGGGCCCUUCAGCAGCCCCAGCACCCGCCAGUGGGGUCCCACGUGCACUCGGCCGGCCCUCCGGGCAUCAAGAGCAUCCCGGGAGUUCAUCCGGCCAAGAAGGUCCUCAUGCACGGGAGAGGCCGAGGUGCGGCCGGAGCGAUGGGCCGGGGACGCCUGACGCCCAACAAGCAGAACCUCCGGGUGGUGGAGUGUAAGCCUCAGCCCUGCGUCGUGUCCGUCGAAGGGCUCUCCUCGUCCACGACUGACGUCCAGCUGAAGAGCCUGCUGACGUCAGUGGGUCCCAUUCAGAGUUUACAGAUGCUUCCCCAGCAACGGAAAGCCAUAGCUAAGUUCAAGGAACCAGCUCAUGCGUUAGCAUUUCAGCAGAAAUUCCACAGGCACAUGAUAGAUUUGUCCCACAUAAACGUGGCCCUGAUUGUUGAGUGACGUCUGGCAGGAGAUGCUGACCUGACACUGCCCGCGCUGUGGGGUUUCUUCGAGGAAGUGGCAGCGUGGAGUCCCCGCGAGCGUAGGCCUCUCCGUCUGCAGCCUCGCGUGGCUGUUGUCCGGAGCGGCGCACAGCCCAGUGUCGACGCCAGCACAGCUGGACUUGGGGACACGGCGGACUGGGGGUUGCUGUUAGACUGCUUCACGUUCUGUUGUCAGCACAGAGAACUACAGUUUCCGUUUGCUUUUGUUUUCCAAGUGCUCACAUGCAUGUAGACAUCGCUCCUUGUGGUCGCACCGUGUCAUCGGUCACUUAGCUUCAGGAAGGGACAUGAACGGCACAGAUUCUUGAGUAGUUUUUCACAGCAAAGAAUACUUGAUAAUGGUUGCACUUAUCUUCAGUGCAGGCUAGACAGGUGUUUUCCCGGCCACGCGUGACUUGCGCUGUCUUCUCAGGAAGCCCUCCAAAGGCUCUUGGAAAAACGUGGAUUAAAACGCGGGUGGUUGCCACUGACAGUUGCAUGUCCUGGAAAGCGGGGUGUGCGGUGGCUGGAAGCGGCACCGGCUGUGGAGAUCCUGCUUCCUGGGACUGCUCCAGAAGCGCCCCGUGUAUUCCCAGUGCCAGAGGGGACUCCCGCCCCUCUGCACCCUUCCCACAUCAGGCAGCAGCCCUGGCAGGCCCCACUUGACCUCCCUGGGCCUAGAGGAGGUGCCCGUAGCGUGGCCACCUUGCGGCCCUUCUGGAGUCCCCUGUCAGGCGGGCGACAGUUCACGUGUACCAUGCGAGGUGGAGGGCCGGCCCGGAGCUUGAACACCCGCUGGGGUUUUUUCCCUUGUUUUAAAUGCAUCCCGAAGGGGCAUAUUCGCGUCCCUGGCUUGGUGACUUAGACGUUCUUUGGGAACCUGGUUGGCAUCACUUUGAUGAGCUUCUUGUUUUGGAAGGCCUUUUGAGCAGGGCUGUUCCGUCCUCCGCGGACAGGAGCGGGUGCCCCCUCGUGCAGUGUGGCGCGAGCGACUGCCGGGCCCAAAGUGCAGACGGCAUUUGUUCGUAGCGCCCUGAACCCGCCUGAGGGGUUCUGGGUAGGGCCCUUCAGCCGAGACCCUUCCUUUCUGUACAGCAGCGUUUAGUGAAGUUCAUUCUGGGCAGAUUUUAAAAAGUGCCUUAUUCAGUGUUUCUGCUCAUGAAGAAGGCGCAUUGUUGUGGGUGUAUUGUGGCGUGGACCUGGACCGUCUGAGCCAGCGCUGGGGGCCGGGCAGACUCUGCCCGCCAGCUGUGUUCGUGCCGGAGACCGCCUGUCGGGCUGCUUAGUGGAGUUGGACGAGGUGGGAGCCUGCCACCUCUCAGCCUUCUGGGGGCCCUGGGAGCCUGUGUCGUCAUGUUCCCCGAGGUGACAUUUCUAGUUGUUUCUAGUUGAAGCUCCCUGAGCCGCGGGGGAGUGUUCAGACCCCGCGGGGCUUGCUGCGGCGCGGCUCCCGAAGUGGCAGCGCGUGGUAGCGGUCGGCCGGAAGACGGUGCUGGUGGUUGGCAGCUGCUUUGCAGAAGGUCUGGUGCCGGGGGCAAGCAGGCGGUCCUAGGAUGCCCUGGAACACCCUCCAGCCGAGGCACCCAGCCUCAUGGUUCUCGAGGGCCCCAGCGACGCCAUGGGAGGCGGUGUCGUGCCAGGGCCUCACCGGCGUCCACGGGCUGUCCUGGCCACUCUGGGCACCGGCAGAUACGGCAGGGCUGAGGUGGUUUCAAAGCGUAGUUGGUUUGGUUCAGUCCAGUGGGCGCUGUGUUGAGGUGAAGAGCUUGACGGCCUGGAAGCUGUCCUCGAGAGCACGCGGGCCCCUGCCCCACACGGGGCCGUGGGCGGGCUCUCGGUUGGUGGACUUGCUGUAUCGCCCAGGGCCACCUGCUGCCAUAGAACAGGGUAGUCGGAGUGUGCUGGGCCUUGACGCCAAAGGGCUGCACGUUGUCUCUGAGAGCAGGCCCAGAAACGCACCUCCUCGUCCGCGCGGUCCGCUUGUCAGUCCUGCGCGGCCUCCUGUGUUGAAGAUGGACCUUGCGACGACUUUCAGGUCUGCUUCUGGCGUUGUCUCAGUAGGACACGGGUGUCUGGGACGUGUGUGUCCUCUAACCGUCUGCACACACGGAGGUUUCCUCUUGCUGUGACGUUCUUGAAAGCCUCGGGCCAAGGGGUGAGAAGGCUCAGUGCCUCCGCCUCCCUGUGCCCGGCACUGCCCCGGAGCAAAGCCUUAGUUUCCUCGAAGGGGACUGCCAGAAAGGGAGGGAGCAGAAUUAGAAGGUAACAUUAUUGCCGUGGUCGUGGUCGGUGUGCUUUCCGCAGUGAAAUCAGAGCACCGUCAGCUGAGCCCUCUUAGAAGAUCUGUUGCAACCAUUAUCUUUGUUCUUUAUUUAUCAUGCAUUUAAAAUGAGAUGCAGAAGCAUUUAACAUACUGUGUAAAUACGGACCUUUUAAAAUUAAAAUGUUAAUUGGAAAUGCUUUCAAUUCAGCAACAAUCUUAGCUCUUUGUUAGUUCUUUUGUGUUGUCGUAUGGAAGUUGCGCGGACACAGUCCAUAACUGUUGAUGUGUUUUGUGUAUAUUCGAUUUUUAUAAAGAUGGUAGUAAGUCAAUACAUUUAUCCUGACCUGUGUAUUAUUUGUUCCCAGAUUCAGGAAGCUUGAGUCAGUAAAUAGCAGAGUACCGCGUAAGGUAAUCGUAGUAGGUUCUGUGGAGCCGAGGCACUUUUUCUUCCUGCAUUGUCUUGUUUUGACUUUGUGCUGUAAUGUAAGCUCGCGGAGCCGCUUCUCCGAGCACUGCCGUUGGUCCGGCCACGUUGUUAAGUCCUUCUAAUGAUACUUUUCUAAAGGAGAAAUUCUGUUUUUUUUCCCCAAAAGAAAUGUUGAGGGGUCCCCCCCUCUGGACAGGCAGCGUCCCGUGUAGGUGCCGGUACCCAUUGCCCCGGGGGGACUGGCGGGGGGGGGAGGGGGGCUUCAUGACUGCUUUUCACGGGCUUGUUUUCUCUUGAUUUGUACUGGUCCUGGAUGAACGCUUGUUGACGCGGGGUUCUGGGACAUCUCUGAAUUGUUGCUCAGCUCAGAUCAUGCACCUAGGGGUCCGUUCUCGAAGAACAUUGUCCUUACUUGGCCAGCAGAAGACUUUGUUGCCGGUGGCCGGAGAUUGGGAGCCGUCCAGGGUGGAGGGGGUGGGGGGGUGGGGGGGUUUGCAGAACGGAGGAGUUGUAAUAAGAUUUAUAAUGAACCUCAGACACACAGACUCUUUAAGAGGAGUCGGCCAGUCAGGUUGGGAGACGGGAGGGCUCGCAGGCGACUCUCGCUGGGGACGGGAGGGCGCCCGCCCGUCUGGAGAGUCACCGUUCCCCGUGUGGGCCUUGAGCUGUUCCUCGGGAGGAGGCCGGACUGGCUCCCUGGGCUGGAGACGCGGGGACGUGGGGCCUUGCUCAGAGGGUUGGUGUUGAGAGACGAUCCUUUCCAUUCUUUUUUCUUUCAUUUUCUUUUGGCUUUUGGUUUUCGGUUUUGUUCUGUUUAUUUUGGUUUUUUGUUUUGUUUUGUUUUUGUUUUUGUUUUAAUUAAUUUCUUUGUUGUUUAAUUGAAGGUAAGCUCACCGUGCUGGUGGACCGCUGGACUGACAGGGACCCUGUUGCGGACAGUUGGGUUUUGGUAGGGGUCUGCGUGCCGAGUGCGGGACACCCUUGAGCACCCCCUCGUCACACGUAGCUCCCCAGAGAGCCCCUGCGCCCGGCCGGCAGGACGUGCAUCCCCGAUCGGCUUGGGCCGCCCUUCGCGGAUGGCUCUGGGCUCCCUGCCUGGCAGGCUGCCCUUCUCGGGGCCGUUUUGGAUUUUCCCCCCCUUCUUGCUCGGAGGACUCGGGAGUCUUCCAUGCUCACUGGUAGACCUGAUCUUCCUUCUUUUAGUCAGGCACUGAGUCCCAGCACCCACCCCCUUUUUUAUUAUUCGGGGUUGGGGUGGGGGGUGCUUCUGAGAGAACCCUUGUUGGUUCUUUACAGAUUUUUAAGUGACAUUAUUCUGAAGAGGGGUUUCCUGAAUGGGAGGGGACAGGGCCAGCCAGGAGCCGGUUGCCCCCAGCCCCACCUCCUGUGAAGGAAGCCACAAGUUUAGAUCAUGCAGGGGAAAGUUUAGAUACUUUACUAUGUUUAAUGAGCAUUUUGAUUAAUCUUCUCAACUAUUUUUAAAACUUGUGAAUGAAGCUUUAUUUUGGUAAAUAUGAACUCUCCCAAGGCACUUGGCCUUGAUUCACUAGUAAAUCCUAAGGAUUUUGUGUAAGGUUUUUUGCAACCUAUUUAAUUGUCAUUAUUUAAAGCGCCCAUGGUUUUAUGUCCUAGAACCAAAGCAGAACUCCCUGAUUCAUAUUGGAUCCCAGGUGUACCUUCUUCUGGUAGCGCGUGGUUGGGAAGGAUCAUUGGUUUUACACGUUGUGACCUGCCUGUUCUAGAGAAUGUUUUUAAAACUCUUAACUCUCUCCCUUCUGUGCUGUGUUGUGGUCGGAAAUCUUGUUGAGACAGGCAGGCAGAGCAGGUAUCUUUAGUGAGAAAUUGCUUUUCCCUUUUAUUUUUAACCAACUAAAAUGUAAAAAGAUUAUGUUGGUAUUUUGCUCUGUUUUAUUUUACUUAUUUUAAAACGUAUGUAGAAAAAUAGAGGCCCUUUAAAGAGAAACAGUGUAGUUUAAAAUUUUUAAUACAUUGCAGAGUGACCUAUUUUAAUACAUACUGUAUUUAGUAAUAUACUAGAAAGUAGAACCUGGGGUUCUCUUAGCCAUGAUUUUUCUUUAAAGUUAGUUUUCUUUGUAAGGGCACACGUAGUGGAAGCUGAUUUUUAAAGGACUCUUUCCGUUUUGUAGCCUGCGGUGUUGGCUUAGGCUCCGAUGUGGGCGUUUGAACCAGCAACACACAGCACACGGUCACCCUCUGAGCUUCAGGGCAAGCGAGCCUUUGUGCUGAUCAUCUGUCUUUGCUCUCCACAGGCCUGGGAUCCAGGAUCGCUUUUCCUCUGUGAGGAUUUUAACUCUCGGUCUUCGCCUUUAAUUCCACACUUUGAUUUCCAGGUUUGACGACAGCGAAGCCCGAGAUCUUCCCGUUCCGAGCUGCCGCCCCGUGUCGGGCGCCUCCUUCCUUCCUGUCCUCUUGCACUUUUCCUCCCCAAACCCGCCCGUCAGCCCCGCGGAGAGCUCCUCUCCCUGCUGGAAGAUCACUUUCCUUGAGCUCCUCAUCCCUGGAGGUCCUCCUCCUCCUCCUCCUCCUCCUCCCCGCCUGCCUCGGCCGUGGACUUCCUGGUCGGCCGCCGGCGCUGCAUCCUUUCUGGCUCCUCUGUCGGGUCUGCCGUCCAGAACCCCUCGGGGAGGGGGUACGAGGACCUCGUGCAUGUCUCGGCACCGUGUUUCAGCUCGGUUGCAUCUCAUCCUUUGCUUUGACAGGUCUUUACUCACGCUUUGUCCCCCCAGGUGUCCGCUGGAGAAGCGACGGCUGACUUCCGUUACUUUGCAGUUUGGCUUGUAGGAGCGCGGGCGCCCUGGCCGCCGGCGCGUGCCGCUCGCGGGCCGCUGCCCUACUCACCCCUUGUUUCGCCUCUACUUUUGCAGGACCUCUUGUGCAUGAGUUCAGUGUUAGUUGGGGCGCGCCGGUUUUUCCGCUGGAAGUGGUGGCCUCUUUGACCCUUUGUUACCGCUCUCGCUGUGAUCCUUCCUAACCGUAACGCGCGGCGCUGCCCGGCCGCCGUCUGCCGGCUCCGAGGCGGAGUCGCGCGCUGUGUGUGCGGGGAGCGCGUUGAGAGUUCAGAAACCACCAGAUGACUGAGUUGCUUUUCCUCUGGGUGGGUCUGCUGCGUGUUUUCUACCAGACACUACACUUGCCACUGUGGGAGAUGCGUUGCCUCGCCUUACCCCAGUUUUCACUUGCGCUAAUCCCUGUGACAGCUUUAUCAGGAAUUCAUGUGAAGUACAGUAGUGACAUGGUCGGAAAAAAUGUACUGUGUGUAUCAUUUGUGUGACUGCGUGCCGAGACGUGUCUCGGACUGUACUGUAAUUUGAAAGAUUUGUUAAUAAAAUGCUUUGCACUUCU
This is a messenger RNA of Mustela erminea (ermine), 9826 nucleotides long. RefSeq names its product RNA binding motif protein 33 (gene RBM33). The transcript is spliced from 18 exons. NCBI's taxonomy places the organism in Eukaryota, Metazoa, Chordata, Mammalia, Carnivora, Mustelidae. Bases 235 to 3750 code for a protein of 1171 amino acids. The record is from RefSeq and is a predicted model, not a curated record. Gene Ontology annotation, molecular function: RNA binding.